CGAUCAAUUUGUCCAACAAGGCAUCAGUUUCAGAAAAGCAAAAUAAAACGAUUUUUGAAUACUACGAAUUUCAACAAAAAAACGCUAUUAUCUCAACUCGCUUCUUCCAAAUUAUUUUCAUCGCGAAUUACCGUACGAAUCGAUAUUUUUGUUGUUGUGUUUAUUUGUCAACUGCCUGAUUGUAUAAUUCUUGAAAAUGUUGUCAAUUCCACGAAGUUCUUAUUGGGAUGAUGAUGACAUGUUUGCCAUCAAUCCAUAUUGUUCUUAUCAUCGUCCUCGAUCAUCAUGGUUAAUGCCAGCAUUGGAUCGUUUUCUUACAUUGGACGAAAUGGUUGCUCAACCAUCAUCGAUGAUCAAAAAUGGUAAAUUUCAAGCUGAUCUUGAUCUACGUAAUUUCGAUCCAAAUGGUAUCAAUGUAAAAUUAGAUGGUAAUACAUUGCAAGUGAAUGCCAAACAAGAAAAGAAAGGCGAAGGACAUUAUGAAUUCCGUGAAUUUAAACGUAUGAUUUCCAUUCCGAAAGAAGUGGCCGAAGAUCAAAUGAAAUGUAAACUUGAUAAAGAUGGUCGUCUUCGAAUCGAAGCUCCGUUGAAAAAACAAAUGGAAAUCGAUGAAAAAGGACGUAACAUACCGAUCGAAAUGGUCAACCAAAAGAAAUAAA
Dermatophagoides pteronyssinus (European house dust mite) is the source of this 659-nucleotide messenger RNA. Its product is annotated as heat shock protein Hsp-16.1/Hsp-16.11-like. The record is from RefSeq and is a predicted model, not a curated record. Gene Ontology annotation, cellular component: nucleus; cytoplasm. Lineage: Eukaryota; Metazoa; Arthropoda; Arachnida; Sarcoptiformes; Pyroglyphidae. Gene Ontology annotation, biological process: response to heat; protein refolding.